AUGGACCUCCUUAGCAUGUUUGUUUGCAUUCCCAACCGAAGAAAACAUCUUGUCACAUCCAAGGUCCUCUGCGCGCGGGCAUGGGAAGCGCUCUCUUUGGGCAUGCAGUCUCUUACCAUGCGCCUUUGCAUCAUCUUCCGCGUUAAAUGUCUUAUCGCAUUGAAGCUCCUCUGCAUGUGGGCAUGGGAAGCGCUCUCCUCGGUCAUGUACCCUCUUGGCAUGCGCCUGUGCAUCCGAUUUCGAGCCGAACGUCUUGUCACAAUGAAGGUCCUCUGCGCGCGGGCAGGGCCAUCUGGCUUGAUUAUGCAUCCUCGCAUUAUGCUUGUUUGCAUUCCCUUGGGAGGUAAACAUCUUGUCACAUCCCAGAUCCUCUGCGCGCGGGCAUGGGAAGCGCUUUCCCUCCAUUGA
Penicillium samsonianum is the source of this 408-nucleotide messenger RNA. RefSeq lists its product as uncharacterized. The record is from RefSeq and is a predicted model, not a curated record. The transcript has a single exon. NCBI's taxonomy places the organism in Eukaryota, Fungi, Ascomycota, Eurotiomycetes, Eurotiales, Aspergillaceae. Bases 1 to 408 code for a protein of 135 amino acids.